Plasmodium coatneyi is the source of this 5595-nucleotide messenger RNA. RefSeq lists its product as uncharacterized. The coding region runs from base 1 to 5595 and encodes 1864 amino acids. NCBI's taxonomy places the organism in Eukaryota, Apicomplexa, Aconoidasida, Haemosporida, Plasmodiidae. The transcript is spliced from 3 exons. The record is from RefSeq and is a predicted model, not a curated record.
AUGAAUUACAUAGAGAGGAACAAAAUCGAAACGAUUUAUAAGGACGACUACACAGACUUCACGAGACUUAGCGACUUUGAAAUUUUCACAAAGGAUAUCCUAGUCAGUCUAAAAAAACUGAACAUUCUGGAGACCAAAAGGAAGUAUGAAAAAAAGUAUGCAUUUGCUAACGCUGAGCUGAGGGACAAACCUCUUGCUCCUCUUUCCCUGUUCAUCACGGUGGACGACACGUGUAAUUUUUUAAAAAAAUUGGUGAUAAGGAAGGAUUACUGUGUAAAAUUGAAUUAUAUUUACUACCCUCAUAAUAAGUGCCAAAAUGUGAUCCCCUUUAAUGUGAAUGACACUUCGUACCUGUACAAGGAAAAUGUGAAAACGGUGAAUUCGUUUUAUUGUUUGCAUGGGAAUUUGACUUGCUCCGAGAUUGUGCUUUUCCCCGCCAGGACCUUUCCCAUACAGCGUUUUUUUUUCGUGAAUGAAUACGUGGAACUGGAACUCAUAGACAGGAGCGCCCCGGAGGAUGAGCAGUACAUCGUUAUAGAGAGCCAAUCCGUAAGCAACUUAAUGUUAAACGCGUUGGAGCAAGCCCUGAAUGAGUUGGAGAUUUGCUUACCCACCUUCAUCGCGGUGGACAAGAACUACUACAUCUACCACGGUCACUUCUACACUAGCGAUUAUACCUACUUUAAGUGCGUGCACCCGUAUAUAACGGUGCAUAGGAAGGACUCCGGGGGGGCAGGCGGCACGACCAACGCAACAACCAGCACAACAACCAACGUAACUGCAACUGCAACUGCUAAUGGAACUGCCAAUGGGGUUACCACCCCUUCCUGCGGUGUGCUGGAAAAGGCCAACUACGUCUCCCUAUACAAAGGCACAGGGUUCGAGGUGAACUACAACUCCUUCAAGUUCUUCAACUACUUCAAGUGCUUCUCCUACGACCAGCUGGUGGCCCUUUUCUCCCUUUUCAUUUAUCUGUCCAACGUGAGGGGGAAAAACGUUUACAAAAUAAAUGUGUAUAUAAAAAAUAUAUACCUGAUUGACAAGCCAGAUUGCAGCCACGUGCUCAGGGUCGUAAACCUGAGGAACAAACAAUUUAGCCUCUUAAAAAGGUUGAUCAGGGGGAAAAAGGGAAGAGCAGAAAAAGCAGUAAGUGCAAUAAGUGCAGGAAUAACAGGAUGGGAAUGGGAGAAGGAAAACCAAACAUAUAGGAAGAGUAAACAAAUCUACAUUUUUAAAAACACGCACAAAAGGAACUCAUACAGUAGGGAGGUUUUCCCGCAAAUGUACCUAAACCAUAUUUAUAAUUAUAUUAAAAAAAAAAAAUUUUAUGGACGAAGAAUAUUUCUUUGUUGCCUUGUGAAGGAGAGAAAUGAAUCCCUCGACAACAGGGGCGAUAAUGGUGAGGCAACUCCCCUCCGGUGGUGGAUUGUUAAUCGCCCUGGAGAGGAAGAACGAAGCAUAGCUAUUCGGAACUACCUGUUAAGCAUGAAAAAUGACCUUUUUGGAAAACCAAGUUAUUACCAAUUGGGUCAUUUAAAAAAAGUAAAAUUAGUGGACAUCUUGUCUGACGAUGCAAAGGGGGAGGAUCAGGAGGAGAAGGACAACGACGAUGAUGAAAAUGAUGAUGACAACGAAGGAGAUAAUUAUGAGAAGAGCCCUCCUGAUUAUUCUGAUUCAUCUCUGCUGUUUUACCCCUCCCCAUCUGCUAACCAAAAUAGUAGUUAUGAGGCAAAUGGCGAAAAUGUCAAACCCAGAAGGAAAUCCACCUUCGAAGAAAUCAAUCGUCUGUACCAUACUUUGAGGAGCCACAGGAAUUUACCGAAAAGUGAGACCAGCCCCUUCGUCUCCAUUUAUGUCUUGAACUUUAUUAACAACAUGGAGUAUAAGAUAUUGGGUGGGGUGGGUUUCCCUCACGGUGAUGGCGUUUCAAAUAUGAGCAGUGGCGUUUCCAGUCAGAGUAGUGGCAUUUCUCAUCUGAGUAGUGGCCUUUCCAACCUGAGGGGCAGCCCCGUUCAUGUGAACCCGCACGAAAAUACCCGCAACACCGAGCAGGACAGGAAGAAACGAAAAAAAAAAGUAAUGAAUGUUUGGAAAAUCAGAUUCAUCAACAACGAUAAGUACAAAGGAAAAAACAGCUUCCUCUUGAAAAACAUCCUUAGGCUGUACUUCAACGAAUUGUUGGAAUUAAAGAAAAAAAGAAAUGACAAUAGGAAGGAGCGCAGCAACGAUAUGUUAUCCUCAGUGCAGCAUUAUCUGAUGGAGUUUAUGUCACUUAAAGACAAGGAGUGGGUGAGGGAUAGGGAAAUUGCUACCUACAGUUGCUUCAACAUAGAGGAGGACACCACCAGGUACUACAUUGACAAGGUUCUUAGUAACAUGUUUAGUAGUAGUAAAAAAAAGGUGUAUGAAUGGCCUCGGGGUCGGGGAGUUAGAGGGAAAUUGAAACCAAGGAGGAACACCCACAGUGAAUGCUUCGGUGCGGAGGAAGCGCAAAGUACCUUCGGCGGGGGGGGAUACUCAAAUAAUGACGUGGUGAUGAAUCAGAACAGGGGGGGGGGGGUCAGUCAGAACCCCAUCGGGGCAAAACUCUUCGUAAGCAAAAUUGACGGAGAGCUGUUCCCCCAGGGGGGCAACCGAGGGUAUCACAGCCUGUACCAAAAGGAUGCCAACGAGGUGCACUUCAUUUUAAAGAAGGGAGACAACUUUCCCAAGAGGAGGGGCGUCUCCUGGUAUGAUAGAAGGGGCAGGCGAGGGAGGGACCCCCGUGGUAGUAUAGAGGCAAGGGGGAAAAGGGUGCAAAAGAAGGGGCAACAGAGGGGGAACAGUGAAAGCAGCCAGAGUGGCAAUAAUGGUCAUAUUGGGCAGAGUGACGAUUAUGGUGAGAGUGACAGGAGUGAUCAGAAAAAGACAUCCCAACGCAGCGGAAGCAGACUAGAGCAACUAGUGAGGGAUUUCCUAAAAAUCAAGGAAAAGUACUUCCUGUGCCACCACGAGGAAAGAAUAACCAUUCUGUUCUUCUACCUCAUCAGCCACUCGAGCAACCUAAAAACAUUUUACUACAUAUGGAACCAGUUCUUCGAUAACAUACGAAAUAAGUACGAGAAUAAUGAAUACAUUUUCAACGACCACAUGUUCCUAUCCUAUGGUCCCUUGAAUGUUUAUUCGUACAGCUGCUCCAUCCUGUCACAGUAUAUAAAAGCGUUAAACAUUUCCACGCAGCAAUUUAAAAUAAACGAAAUGAAAAAUCAUAUGAAGUUGAAAAAGACGCUAAGUAUCUUCUGCAAUGAGAGGGAUGAUCCUUUGGGAAAGGACAACUCAAACCAUGGGAGCCUUUCCAACAUAAAUGGAAGUGAACCUUUUGUAAGCAUUUCUCAGAGUAAGAGCAGUAAUAGUUUUACAAAUUUUUUUAAAAAAAGUACAUAUGAGGAGAAUGUGUUUUAUUCUUGUGAAAUGAAUGACAGUAGUAGUAGUGUGGGCAAUAGGAAGGUCUACGGGGUGCGUAAUGAAAACAGCUCUCCCAAUUUGGAGGUGGAGUAUAGUAGGAGCACGGAGUCGAUUGGGCGUAUUGGCUCUCAGGCGGCUCCUGCCCGUGGCCUCUCCUCCGUCAGCAACAGCGUCAGUAACAACGUCAGUAGUAACCUCAGUAGUAACCCUAGUAAGAAUAUAUGUGACAACGCCGGCAAAGCGCCAAAUUGCAGCAGCGGCGUCUACCCAGGAGGAGAGAAAAAAAAGACGAACAAAAGAAACGCCCUGAUGAUAUCCAACUUUUUCCCUUACCCAUUAAACAACAUGGAACUGUUCAUAACAAAAAACAACGGAGGAACGAGGGAAGUGAAUAAUCAAGACGACAUGAUCACCCUGAUACAUGAAGUUUUAAGAAGUAACAACAAGGACAGUUAUACCUACACGGAUUUUGCAAGAUGGUAUAGAAAUAACAUAGGAAAAUUUAGCUACACCUCCCAGAAUGUGCUCAAACACUGCUACAACAGCAUAAAGGAUAGCUACUUUGUAAAUGUAGACGUGGGUUAUAUAAAGGAGAAAUGCAAAGAAAUAGAUGAGAAAUACUACAGAGGAAAUACAAAUGACUGCCUUAACAAAAAGGGGAAGGAGGAUUAUUUAAAAAAGAUGUUCCAUUACGUGAAGAACAACUAUGACUAUAUAAAAAAAAUAAAGUGUCCAUUCAACACCUUUUUCGUGGGGGAGCUUAACCUGGAUAACCUCCUAAAUUUAAAUAUCAUUGAUUUGCUUGACUGUGCAUUUAAGGUCUUUUUCAUUUCUUACCUAAACUCUGUCAUGAACUCCAAGUUGAUUUACGUACGAAAGAUUCAGGACAUUCUGGCCAGCAUGUUUACCAUUAUAAAAGGUAUUCACAGGGGGGGUAGAAGGAGAAAUAAAAAGAAGAAAAGGAAAAAGAAGAAGAAGUGGGAGGGGAACCACGGCGGUGAAGACAGUCGGGAUGGUGACAACGUUGCAACGAACCACCCUGGGAGUGAUGACGCAGGGAGGAGGAAACCCCAUUCCAAUUCCAAUUCGAUUUCCAAGGAUGAUGCUGCUGGUGGAAGCCUUCCUAACCUGAAGAGGGGUCACAUGAACAUUUGCCCUCUUCGAGUCAACCCGCUUAACAGUGAUAACCUAGCGCAGUACGGGAAGAGUAGCUAUGAAAACUUCCCUUCCCUUCCAAGGAGGGAUAACCAGGGAGGAACAACUCCCCCCCCGGGUAAUAGCAACCGAAGCAACUCAGCGGGCAAUCCGUUAAGAAGCAAUCCUCCCCAUGUUAAAUCACAAGAAAAUAUGAACGACCCAGAAAGAAACAGCAGUGACAAUGUAGACUUCAGCGACAGUAGCGAAAAGAAGACAGGGGAAAUUAAAAGGACAUGCAGGAAAAAGUACCAAAUUAUUUUUAACGAAAAAUUAUUCCUCCUAUUCGAAAUGUGUGAACAAAUGUUUAACAAAGCAGCAUGGCUAUAUCAAAUAUUUAACAACGGUUUGGAUGAAAAAAGGAUCUUCACUUUGAUAAAUACCAUCCUGGAGUCGGAAGAGAAGGAAAUUGUUAUCCACCCCAAGGACCAGAAAUACUUUUACGACUUUAUUAAAAACAUUUGCCUGAAUGAGAACAACAAGAAUAGCACGUUGGAAAAAAAAUGGAGCGGAAGUGCCUCCAAGUUCCACAGAAUAAACAAAACCAUUUCGUCCAAAAGUUUAAACAAAACGUUCAUGUCGAAAAGUGAACGGAACGAAAAAAGUGAAAAUAGCGAAAAAAGCGAAAAAAGCGAAAAAAAUGACAACAUCACCAGCAAUGCAAAGAGCCCCGUGAUUAAUAACCCGUAUCAAAAUUUGGGAGUGUCUGUGAAGGUAAAAAAGAACGAUUCACAGACUUACCAAACGGCCAGUGACGAAAAAAACAUGCUCAACAGAGAUAAGCUAUCCCUCCUGUUGCAUUCCUACAAUAAGGAACAGAAUAUUCAGGAGUGCAUUAUUGAUUUUGUCGACCAUAGUUUUGGAGACCCCCUCUACAACACCCCUGCGCGCAUGUACUGCAGCGUGAACCAGGUCGACACGACCGUUUCGUUUGUUAAGACGACAUCCAAUUUGUGA